Ipomoea nil (Japanese morning glory) is the source of this 2892-nucleotide messenger RNA. RefSeq lists its product as uncharacterized. The transcript has 4 exons. The record is from RefSeq and is a predicted model, not a curated record. NCBI's taxonomy places the organism in Eukaryota, Viridiplantae, Streptophyta, Magnoliopsida, Solanales, Convolvulaceae. Bases 1987 to 2814 code for a protein of 275 amino acids.
UAUAACUACACAUUAUAAAUUUGAAAUAUGAAAUGACUUACGUGAGGGAAGUAUUAGUGUUCGUAAUUCAUGUUGUAGGACGUCAUAGGUAAAACGCUUUGCAUCUUGAAAAUUAUGAAAUGCAAUUGGUUCAGACACAUUUAUUCCUAGCAUUUUCAUAUAUUUGACCCAUGAAGGAGGUGCAAAACAUAUAUAUUGAUUUUCUGUUGUAUGCUGUAUAAUUGCAUAUAAUAAUUUCCCCCCAUUGAUUGUAGUUGCGAAAUAACGUUUCAUAUUAUAACGUUGUUGGUUGACGCAUGAAACCUUUGAAAAUUCUACAAAAAUAUCCAUGAUCGUUGGAGAGAAACUUGAAAAUUGGGCAAGUGUUUGGCAAUGGAUUACGAGUUUGAGACAAAAUGGUUUGUGCUGGAGGGGGAGCAAAUUGAAGAAUGAGUCGGUGUGGUUUUAAACAAUGGACGGAGUGGGUAUAAAUAUGACAUUAUUCGAAUAAAGCCUUUGCCAUAGGCGUGAUUUAUACUGACAUUAUUCGAACAAAGCCUAAGCCAUAGGCGUGAUUUAUACUGACAUUAUUCGAAUAACGCCUAUGCCAUAAACCUUAGGCGAAAAAACAAAUUUUGUUUUAACUUUCUCGCCUGAAAGUUAGGCGAAAAUAGAUAUUUUUUCAGGAUUUGAUUUAUAUCAAUUACAUUUGAUUAUUUUUUCCCGAACCAGUGAGCGAGUACAGAAUUGCAUAUGUUCAUUGAUGAAUUAUGUCGUAAUAUUAAUUUAUUUUAUCUUAGCAACUAUGGCUCAGAGAAUGGUCAAUCCCGGUCCAAUUGACACUUCUGUGCUGACAAUGCAACACAGUCAUCGUUCACGAUCAAUUUGGACAGAUGCCAAUGUGGCAAACAAUUCACAUAUUAAGUGUUGUCGCUAUGAAGGGAAUUUGGCUGAACCGCGACAUCACAGAAUGAUCGAGAACUUGCGCCUUAGCGGUUUUUAUGGUGUGUCGCUCAUUGACCACGUUAGGUUAGAUCAUUCGUUGAUCUUGACACUAGUUGAGCGUUGGCGUCCGGAGGUCCACGCCUUUCACCUACCAUUCGGUGAGGUUGGUAUAACACUUCAAGAUGUUGAAGUGUUAUUUGGAUUAAAGGUGGAUGGUCUAGCUGUUACGGGAGGACAACAACGGACUAAACAACAAUGGCAGUUUAUGUGUGACCAAUUGUUGCGUUUCUCUCCUAACCCUACAGCUUUUCGAGGCCAAAAAAUAGUAUGACGCUGAUUCCGGAAAUUCCCGAGUUGACAGACGCGAGCACAGAUGAUGAUGUCGCGUUUGCAGCGCGCGCGUAUUUAAUACGUGUGCUAGGGGGGUUUCUUUUUCCAGACACGUCAAACAGCUUGUUAAAUCUUAACUUGUUGCCGUUUCUGGAAGAUUUUGAGGACUGUGGUCAGUACAGCUGGGGAUCAGUUGUUUUGGCCUUUCUGUAUAGAGCUCUGUGCAGUGCUUCUGAGCACGCCAAAUCUCAUGUGUGCGGGUGUCUACUCCUUUUGAAAAUUUGGGCGUGGGAGAGGCUGCCAAUGGUACGACCUGAGGGUUUUUUACCUGCACAUGGCGGACAAGGCUUGUCACUUGCAUCACGGUGGGGAGGACCACAUGAUUGGGAAACUGUACCGAACCACGUGGUUCUUGCAUAUCGCGACCAAUUAGAUCGCGUCUAAACUGAUAGUUUUGUCUUCCAACCCUACCGUCUUCUUUUGCACCGCUUGCCCGAUUAUUGCAGAGCUGGGGAGGAUAUAUGGACUGCAGAAGUUCCGUUGAUUUUCGGUUAUGUAGUUGAAGAAUAUUUUCCCUCACGCUUUUGCAGGCAGUUUGGUGCUCAACAAAAUAUCCCGGCCCCCGUGCAAUACAAUCAGCAGCACGCUAUUGACGGUCGGACAAAUAAUGCAGCGCAAAUUAUCGCGCCAUAUAUCGAUAGGUGGAACCAUCGCCACGAAUAUGUAUUCGCAAUGUUCGUGAUGGACAACCCAAAUGCAACGCGCGAAUACAGGUUAUGGUUCCACGCGCAUGGUCGUCGCAUCAUUGGUAACCCAGAACACCGCCAAGAUCAGGGUUACAUCCAAACUGCGGCGUCAUUAAAUGACACGAUGCAUUUUCUGAGCCAAAUGAACUUAGGUAUGGAAGAGGCUGGAGAUGAUCCGCAGCGUCAAUCGGACUGGUGGCGGAAAUACCGUGUGGCCUUGCCUGCGCAUGUUGAACAAGCCGGGUACGGUUUUCUACUGGACUUCCCAAAUGAAAUGUACAAUGUUGAGCCAGUGGACGCACAUGUUGGUCCUGUUCGUCGAGAUCGACGACGUGAGCGAGACCAUUUGCGUGGUCAACCGCAACAGGGCGGGAGGCGUAGGGGUGUUAGGGUAGAUGAGGGCAUGGAUGCUUCGGCACCUGGAAUGCAACAUCCGGCUGCGGCGGACAAUGUUGUAGGGGGCGAUGUGGAUGCACUUGCACUUACAAUUGUCCCGGGACAAUUGUACGACGGUAGCGGGGCAUUUCAAACGGGAGGAUACACUUCAUUUGAUCAAACCGCUCAAUUCCCUCACCAGACGCAGGGAUCGUUUGGCCAAAUUUUUGACCCCACCCAAGCCUCUUCUAGUUACCCCCAAGCCUCAUAUCACCCACCAUACGGCUAUAACACAUCUGCAUACCACCCAAGUCAGUUUGGUGAAGUUGGGGAAUCAUCUGCUCAGGGUGGUUUGAACAUGGGACGACCAAUGCAAGAUACGCAGCCAACAGACGACGACGAAGAUUUUAUAUCUUAUAUGCAUCCCCCGCAUCAAUGACUGUAAAUUUUAUAGCUUGAAUAUUCAAUUAUUAUUUUCUGUUACUUUUUACUCAUGUUUAGAUAUUGAUAAAUAAUU